This is a messenger RNA of Ambispora gerdemannii, 2211 nucleotides long. Lineage: Eukaryota; Fungi; Glomeromycota; Glomeromycetes; Archaeosporales; Ambisporaceae. The record is from the annotation of a GenBank genome assembly.
AUGUCCGAGAUUGAACAUUAUGAACCUUAUAAACGACCUGGCUACAGGACCAAGGGUCGUGCGGCCGUAUACCGCGUCAACUACUUUGAAUUGAAAUACUACCAAAAAAGGCAAUAUGGGUCAAAUAUGUGGUCGAUAUCACAAACCCUUUUACAGCAACAACAACUGAAGGAGCUUCCAUACCCCACGAGAACAAAAACAGAAAUCAAGCGUAAAGUGUUUAGAGAGUUGGAAAAGAAAAAGGGAGAAGAAUUGUUCCAAAACGGUUCGAGCUCGGUGUUGCUCAAUGAUGACCAUGAUGUGCGUGGCAGGCAGAAUGAGUUUCUGGUGAAAAUUUCAUUGUUGCAAGAAUCGCUUAAUCUCAACGAACUCGAUACCUACUUACAAGGAGAAACUUUUAAUUUGAUUUUGGAUCCGAAUCCUCGUAAAUGUAAAUCGUUAGGUGGAGGUUUGGAGUUGUGGGGAGGUUUCUUCGAGAGUGUUCGUCCUGGGCAAAAUGCGCUCUUUGUAAAUAUGAAUCUUACUCACUCUGUAUUCUACGAAAAAAAAGACCUGGUUACAUUCUUGCAUGAUUAUCUUAAGCUUCGUGUUUUACCUGCAACUUUCAACAAAGAAAAAUCAACAGUCAAAUAUAGCCAAUCAAUUGAGCGUAUUUCGGCAAAGAAAGCAGUAGAUCAUACAUUUACGCUUAAGGAGACGGGAGAAACCACAAAUAUAAAGGAAUAUUUCAAAACACAUUAUAAGAUCGAGCUUAAACACCAUCAUGUAGUAGAAAUGCAAAGAAAGCCAGAAGCUUGGCCACUUGAAUGCUGUGAAAUUGUCCAGGGACAACGUGUUGCGCUGAAAAAUCUUAAUGGCGAUCAAAUCGCAAAGAUCAUAACCUUCACCACAGCUCUUCCUGAAGAGAAUACGGAAACCAUCUUGAGAGAAGGUGUCAGUCGUAUGUUGAAUUUCGCUAAUGAUCAAAAACUUAAGGAUUUCGAAGUAGGAGUCGACACUCAAAUGGCAGUGGUUCCCGGUCGAAUUUUUAAUUCACCAACUAUUACCUAUCAUCCGUCUUCUAAUGAGGGUCCAAAACUCAUACCGAACGAUGAUGGAUCUUGGAAUCUUCGUGGACGAAAAUUCAUCAAAAGCGGUACUCCUCAAGGAAUGACUAUAGUCAUGUGUGAACCGGAGAUCAUCUAUGCAAACCCAAAUGGAGAUUUCAAAAAAACAAUUCAAAGAGAAUACAAUAAUUUAAGAAAAUUCCUUCGUAGUGAACCGCAAAUGAUCUUGUUUCUAUUACCUCCAGAAGCUAAGAGCAGUAACAAGAGAGACAAGCAAAUGUUUCCAGAUAAAGUCUAUGAUCGUCCAUUGAAUCAGAGCCUCUAUCGUGAUAUAAAAUUUAUGACCAGUACGGCUCUGGGUUUAUUAUCGCAAUGUAUCGUCGCUGACAAGAUCAAGAAAGGUCCUUCCUACUGCGCAAACGUUGCUUUGAAAAUUAAUUUGAUGCUUGGCGGAACCAAUUCAAUUCUCGAUGAGACUGAAAUUUCUGAAUUUAUAAAAGAACCUGUCAUGCUUUUGGGUGCCGACGUUACACAUCCGACCAGUGAAAACGACCAUAAUUGCCCAUCAAUUUGUUCAGUUGUCGCUUCAGUUGAUAUUCAUGGCAGUAAAUAUAUUGAUCAACAUCGCGGACAAAAAAGGACGAAAGAAGACUCCAAGGGGGUUAAGAAGAAUGUAUCUGAAGAGAGAAUUGUUCAAAUGAAACAAAUUGUUAAAGAACUCUUAACAAAAUAUGAACGAAUUAAUCUGUACUUACCUAAAAAAAAAAUCGUCAUGUAUCGUGAUGGUGUAUCCGAGAGCCAAUAUAAAAUGGUUCUUGAUUAUGAAUUGAAGGCUAUUCAAGAGGCUUGUAGAGAAUUCAAAGACAAAGAUGAAAAAACCAAAAAUGAAAAAACUUAUGAUCCUCCAGUUACUUAUAUCGUCGUUGGUAAAAGACAUCAUAUUCGUGCAAACGCAGAGGACGAAAGAAACACUGAUAAAAAUGGAAAUUGUCGUCCUGGAACGAUCAUUGAUCAAAAGAUCACGCAUCCGUAUCUCUUCGAUUUUAUUUUAUAUUCUUACUCCAGUCUUCAAGGGACAUCACGACCAGCACAUUGCAUCGUAUUAUACGAUAAAAAUAAGUUUGAUCCCGAUACCCUUCAAGAGUUCACUUACAAACUCUGUUAG